Molecule: messenger RNA, 10011 nt
Organism: Chionomys nivalis (European snow vole)
Lineage: Eukaryota; Metazoa; Chordata; Mammalia; Rodentia; Cricetidae
Gene: Muc5ac
Product: mucin 5AC, oligomeric mucus/gel-forming
Exons: 51
Coding region: 1-10011 (3336 amino acids)
Cellular component (GO): extracellular matrix
Molecular function (GO): protein binding
Source: RefSeq, a predicted model, not a curated record
AUGGGUGUCGGCCGGAGGAAGCUGGUCCCAUUCUGGGUCCUAGCCCUGGCCCUGACUUGUAGUCAACACACAGGCCAGGCCCAUCAGGACACUCUGAAAUCUGCCCAAGAGCCUCACUCUGACUUCUCUCUCCUUCAAGGGCAUGAUGCUGUCCCACUCCAUGGGGUGACCAUCAUCCCACCUCUGAAGACCGUCCCCGUGGUACAAGCUCUCAACCCAGCACAUACCGGGAGGGUGUGCAGCACAUGGGGCGACUUCCACUACAAGACCUUUGAUGGCCAGGUCUUCCGCUUCCCUGGCCUCUGCAACUACGUGUUCUCUGCACACUGUGGGGAUGCCUAUGAGGACUUCAAUAUCCAGCUACGUCGUGCCCAGGAGUCUAAUUCCACCACUCUGAGCAGGGUCAUCAUGAAGCUCGACGGCCUAGUUGUUGAACUGACCAAGAGCUCCAUAUUAGUCAACAACCACCCGGUCCAGCUGCCCUUCAGCCAGUCUGGGGUUCUCAUUGAGCUCAGCAGUGGCUACCUGAAGGUGGUGGCCAGGCUGGGCCUGGUCUUCGUGUGGAAUGAUGAUGACAGUCUCCUGCUGGAGUUGGACACCAAAUACACCAACAAGACUUGUGGUCUCUGUGGAGACUUCAAUGGCAGUCCAGAGUCCAGCGAGUUCCUGUCUCACAAUGUUAGACUGACACCUCUUGAGUUUGGGAACCUCCAGAAGAUGGACGGCCCCACAGAGCAGUGCCAGGACCCCCUCCCUGUGCCCCAGAAGAACUGCUCCACCAAAUCUGGCAUCUGUGAAGAGAUCCUGAAAAGUCAGCUGUUCUCAGACUGCUCAGCCCUGGUGGACAUCAGCAGCUACCUGGAGGCUUGCAGGCAGGACCUCUGUCUCUGUGAACGCCCCGACCUGUCCAGCUGUGUCUGCCAAACUGUGGCUGAAUACUCCCGGCAGUGUGCCCAUGCUGGAGGGAAGCCCCAGGACUGGCGGGGUCCCAACCUCUGCUCUCAAGCAUGCCCCCUCAACAUGCAACACCAGGAAUGUGGCUCACCCUGUGUGGACACCUGCUCCAACCCCCAGCACUCCCAGGUCUGUGAGGACCACUGUAUUGCUGGCUGCUUCUGUCCUAAGGGAAUGGUUCUUGAUGACAUCAACCAGACAGGCUGUGUUCCCGUGUCCCAGUGUGCCUGCCUGUACAAUGGGACAUCUUAUGCGCCUGGUACCAACUACUCUACUGACUGCACCAACACAUGCUCUGGAGGGCGGUGGAGCUGCCAGGAGAUCCCGUGCCCUGGCACCUGCUCCGUGCUGGGAGGCUCCCACUUCUCCACAUUUGACGAAAGGCAGUACACAGUGCAUGGGGAUUGCAGCUACGUGCUGAGCAAGCCCUGUGACAGCAAUACCUUCACUGUGCUGGCUGAGCUUCGAAAGUGUGGACUGACAGACAGCGAGACUUGUCUGAAGAGUGUGACGCUGAGCCUGGGUGGGGGGCAGACGGUGAUCAUGGUAAAAGCCACUGGAGAGGUCUUUGUGAACCAGAUUUAUACCCAGCUGCCGGUGUCUACAGCCAAUGUUACCCUCUUCCGGCCUUCAACCUUCUUCAUCAUUGCCCAGACCCACGUGGGUCUGCAGCUUGAGAUCCAGCUGGUGCCCAUCAUGCAGGUGUUUGUGCGGCUGGCACCUGAGCUCAGGGGUCUAACCUGCGGGCUCUGUGGGAAUUUCAACAGUAUCCAGGCCGACGAUUUCCAGACCAUCAGUGGGGUUGUGGAGGGCACAGCAGCCGCCUUCUUCAACACCUUCAAGACCCAGGCGGCUUGUCCGAACGUCAAGAAUAUCUUUGAGGACCCCUGCUCUCUCAGCGUGGAGAAUGAGAAGUAUGCUCAGCACUGGUGUUCUCAGUUGACUGAUGCCAGCGGCCCAUUUUCCAAGUGCCAUACCACCGUGAACCCCAGCACCUACUACUCGAACUGCAUGUUUGACACGUGCAACUGUGAGAAGAGCGAGGACUGCAUGUGUGCCGCCCUGUCUUCCUAUGUGCAUGCCUGUGCCGCCAAAGGCGUGCUGCUCAGUGGCUGGAGAGACGGCGUCUGCACAAAGCCUACAACUACCUGCCCCAAGUCGAUGACCUACCAAUACCACAUCAGCACCUGCCAGCCCACUUGUCGUGCUCUGAAUGAGGAAGAUGUCACCUGCCGUGUCAACUUCAGCCCUGUAGAUGGUUGCACCUGUCCUGCAGGGACCUUCCUGGAUGAUUUAGGCAAAUGUGUGCAGGCCACCAGAUGUCCCUGCUACCACAGGGGAUCCACAGUUCCCAAUGGCGAGUCUGUGCACGAGAGUGGGGCCGUUUGCACCUGCACCCAAGGGACACUGACCUGCAUCGGAGGUCCUGCCCCGACUCCAGUGUGUGUUGCACCCAUGAUCUAUUCUGACUGCCGCAAUGCCACGUCUGGGGACACUGGAGCUGGAUGUCAGAAGAGCUGUCACACCCUGGACAUGACCUGUUACAGCUCUGAGUGCGUGCCUGGCUGCGUGUGCCCGGACGGGUUGGUGGCAGAUGGUAAUGGAGGCUGUGUUGUUGCUGAGGACUGUCCUUGUGUGCACAACGAGGCCACUUAUAGGCCUGGGGAGACCAUCCAAGUGGGCUGCAACAACUGCACCUGUGAGAACAGGAUGUGGCGGUGCACAGACAAGCCCUGCCUGGCCACCUGUGCUGUGUAUGGGGAUGGCCACUACAUCACUUUCGAUGGGCAGCGAUACAGCUUCAGUGGGAACUGCGAGUACACGCUGCUGCAGGACCACUGUGAUGGGAACGGCAGCUUCCAGGAUGCCUUUCGUGUUGUCACCGAGAACAUCCCCUGUGGUACCACAGGAACCACCUGCUCCAAGGACAUCAAGAUCUUCCUGGGGAACUAUGAGCUGAAGCUGACCGAUGGCAAGGUGGAAGUGGUCCAGAAGGGCCUCGGGCAGGAGCCCCCCUACUAUGUCCACCAGAUGGGCAUCUACCUGGUGGUGGAAACCGACGCUGGCCUGGUGCUUCAGUGGGACAGGAAGACCAGCAUCUUUCUCAGACUCAGCCCUGAGUUCAAGGGCAGGGUCUGUGGCCUGUGUGGGAACUUUGACGACAAUGCCAUCAACGACUUCACCACGCGCAGCCAGUCUGUGGUUGGUGAUAUGCUGGAGUUUGGAAACAGCUGGAAAUUCUCCCCAUCCUGCCCAGAUGCCCUGGUGUCCAAGGACCCCUGCACUGCCAACCCUUACCGCAAGUCCUGGGCCCAGAAACAAUGCAGCAUCAUCAACAGCGCGACCUUCGCCACCUGCCACGCCCAUGUGGAGCCUGCCAAGUACUACGAAGCCUGUGUGAGUGAUGCAUGUGCCUGCGACUCAGGGGGUGACUGCGAGUGUUUCUGCACUGCUGUGGCUGCCUAUGCCCAGGCCUGCCACGAAGUGGGCGUGUGUGUGUCCUGGAGGACACCGGACAUCUGCCCACUCUUCUGUGACUACUACAACCCAGAGGGUCAGUGUGAGUGGCACUACCAGCCGUGUGGGGCCCCCUGCAUGCGCACCUGCCUGAACCCUAGUGGAGAAUGCCUACAAGAUCUUCGUGGCCUUGAAGGCUGCUACCCCAAGUGCCCACCAACAGCCCCCAUCUUUGAUGAGGGCACGAUGCAGUGUGUAUCCAACUGUACAGUCCAUCCCCACUCACGUCUACCACCCUGCCGCAUCAAUGGGAAGUCGUACCGACCAGGUGCGACGGUACCUUCAGACAAGAACUGCCAUUCCUGCGUUUGCACGGAGAACGGCGUGAGCUGUAGCCACAAUGUUUCGGCCUGUGUCUGUACCUACAGUGGACAGGACUUCCAUCACGGGGAAGUCAUCUACAACACGACAGAUGGCAUGGGAGGCUGUAUCUCUGCAUACUGCGGGGCUAACGGCACUAUCGAGAGGAUUACUGACACCUGCAGCCCCACCACUCCCAUGCCCCCGACCACGUUCUCCUUCUCCACACCAGUUGUCAUGACCUCAGUGAUACCCUCCAGCACACAUCCCAGCCCUACCCUGAGUGUCGUGUACACAGGGUCCCCAAGCAGGGCUCCACCAACAACCAGCAGCAUGCUGUCUGUCGAGACCCCUGCCACAGCCUCUACCUUGACCUCAUCUACGACAGCCUCCACCUUAACCACGCCAGGCUGCGAGGAGGAGUGCUCCUGGUCUCCCUGGAUGGAUGCCAGCCGCCCUGGACGUGGCAUUGACGGUGGUGACUUUGACACUCUAGAGAACCUCCGUGCCCAUGGCUACCAGACCUGCCAAGUGCCCAGGGAAGUGGACUGCCGUGCUGAGGCUACCCCUGAGGUGCCACUUCACGCCCUAGGGCAGCGUGUGGAGUGCAGUACAACUGCCGGGCUGACCUGUCACAACAGGGAUCAGGUGUCGGGGCUCUGUGACAAUUACCAGAUCAGAAUUCUGUGCUGCACCCCCAUCAGCUGUCCAGCCUCCAGUGGUCCUACCCAGACCACCCAUUUGAUAACCUCCACGACAACGACAAUGGGGACCACAACCUCCUCAGCCCCUGUCACCUCCCCUGACCACACAGAGAGCACGGUGAUGUCAGGUGCCUCUACCCAUGCACCAGGUCCUUUCCCCUCUUCCUCACAUCCUUCUCCAUCAGCUCCAAGGCCCUCCAUCCCUGGCCCAGUUAGUUCUACCACAAUUAAGACAACUCUGUCCACCACUAGCCCAACGCCAGAACCAACUUCAGCCACAUCAUCUAUGUCUGUAUCAACUUCAGGGUCCACCGUGGCUUCUCUGCAGACUACUCAUGAGUGCAAACAGGAGCACUGCAGUUGGACUGAUUGGAUAGAUAGCAGCUACCCUGGGCCCGGCCGAAACAGUGGAGAUUUUGACAGCUUCCUAAACCUGAGAGCCAAAGGCUACAAGUUCUGUGAGAAGCCACAAAAUGUUGAGUGUAGGGCUCAGUUCUUUCCCAACACUCCCCUGGAGGAGCUGGGCCAGGACGUAACCUGCAACCGAGAGGAAGGCUUGAUCUGUCUGAACAAGAACCAGCUGCCACCCAUUUGUUAUAACUACGAGAUCCGGAUACAGUGUUGCACAGUGGUGGAUGUGUGCUCCACCGCUUCGGCUGCCACUCAUCCUACCCCACAUGCAGUAAGCACGAAAACCAAGAUCAAAGGAACCACAAGCUUGCAUUCCUCCUCCAUCACCUACACCAGUACUCACUCAGCGAUGACACACACAAAGACCUUGGCCACAGAGAGUCCACACAUAGUCACGGAGCCAGUGACCACCCACUGCCAGCCCCAGUGCAACUGGACCAAGUGGUUUGACACUGACUUCCCGGUGCCCGGGCCGCAUGGAGGGGACCUGGAAACCUACAGCAACAUCCUGAGGAAGGGAGAGAGCAUCUGUCACCGGCCAGAGGAGAUCACACAGCUGGAAUGCAGGGCUGAGAAUCAUCCUGAGGUGCGGCUGGAGGAUCUGGGUCAGGUGGUGCAGUGCGACCCCACUGUGGGCCUGGUGUGCAGGAACCGGGACCAGCAGGACAUCUCCGGGAUGUGCCUCAACUAUGAGGUGCGAGUCCUGUGCUGCCGCGUGCCUGAAGGCUGCCCUGAGACUACACGUGCCACUCCUGCCAGCUCUCCAAGUGAGACUGUCACCAGUUCAGUGCCUGGCACCACUUCUGUUCAUAGAGCAAUCAGCACGUCCAUGCCUCAAACCAGGACAACCAUUGUGCAGACAGCCAGCACCACCUCCACACCCCAAACCAGCUCACCCUUCAUAGAAAAAUCCAGCACCAUCUCUGGGCAGACCAUUUCCACCAGAGACACCAGAACCACCUCUGGGCAGACAGCCAGCACCACAUCCACACCUAAACCCAAACCAAGUUCUGAGCCUUCGGCCAGUACCACCUCUAAACCCCAAACAAGCUCAACACUUAUAGGACAUUCCAGCACAGCCUCUGGACAGCCAGCCAGCACCAUGUCCACCAGAGACACCAGAACCACCUCUGAGCAGACAGUCAGCACAACCACCUUGCAUAAACCCAGACCAACCUCUGGGCAGUCAGCCGGAACCACCUCCACACCUCAAACCAGUGCAGUCUCUGGGCAAAAAGUCAGCACAGUGUCCACCAGGGACACCAGAACCACCUCUGUGCAGACAGCCAGCACCACCUCCACACCUCAAACAAGCUCACCCUUCAUAAAAAAAUCUAGCACUACUGCUGGGCAGACGGCCAGUACUAUUUUCACCAGGGACACCAGGACCACCUCUGGGCAGACAGCCAGCACCACCUCCAUACCUAAACCCAAACCAAGCUCUGAGCCUUCAGUCAGCACCACCUCCAAACCCCAGACAAGCUUAACACCUAUAGAACAUUACAGAACAACCUCUGGACAGCCAGCCAGCACCAUGUCCACCAAGGGCACCAGCGCCACCUCUGAGAAGACAGCAAGCCCUGGGCCUCAUCCUGGGAUGACUUCCUCCCCACUGACCACCCACUGCCAGCCCCAGUGCAACUGGACCAAGUGGUUUGACACUGACUUCCCGGUGCCCGGGCCACAUGGAGGGGACCUGGAAACCUACAGCAACAUCCUGAGGAAGGGAGAGAGCAUCUGUCACCGGCCAGAGGAGAUCACACAGCUGGAAUGCAGGGCUGAGAAUCACCCUGAGGUGCGACUGGAGGAACUGGGUCAGGUGGUACAGUGCGACCCCACUGUGGGCCUGGUGUGCAGGAACCGGGACCAGCAGGACAUCUCCGGGAUGUGCCUCAACUAUGAGGUGCGAGUCCUGUGCUGCCGCGUGCCUGAAGGCUGCCCUGAGACUACACAUGCCACUCCUGCCAGCUCUCCAAAAAAUACCAGUACCACCUCUUGGCAGCCAGCCAGCACCGUGCCCAUCAGAGACACCACAACCACCUCUGGGCAGACUGCCAGCACAACAUUCAUGGGAAGAACCAGCACCACCUCUGUGCCUGCAACCAGAGCCACCUCGGCUCCUCUGAGCACCACAAGCCCUGAGCCUCAUCCUGGGAUGACUUCCUCCCCACUGACCACCCACUGCCAGCCCCAGUGCAACUGGACCAAGUGGUUUGACACUGACUUCCCGGUGCCCGGGCCACAUGGAGGGGACCUGGAAACCUACAGCAACAUCCUGAGGAAGGGAGAGAGCAUCUGUCACCGGCCAGAGGAGAUCACACAGCUGGAAUGCAGGGCUGAGAAUCACCCUGAGGUGCGGCUGGAGGAACUGGGUCAGGUGGUACAGUGCGACCCCACUGUGGGCCUGGUGUGCAGGAACCGGGACCAGCAGGACAUCUCCGGGAUGUGCCUCAACUAUGAGGUGCGAGUCCUGUGCUGCCGUGUGCCUGAAGGCUGCCCUGAGACCUAUUGGACUCCCCCUGUGACCACACCCCUCAAACCCUCAUUUCCAUUUGUGUCACCCUCAUCUGUGUCCCCAUUACCAUCUUCGAGCCCUGCAGUGCAUUUUACCACUUCUUGUGUGUGCAACGUGUCAGGUCAACUAUAUCCUAUCGGAUCCAAGAUCUACAACAAGACAGAUCUGGACGGGCAUUGUUACUAUGCCUAUUGCAACAUGACCUGCCAGGUGGAUAGAGGGGUUAGUAAGGACUGCCCUUCCACCAUGCCGACCCCUGCAACAGCUCUGUCCACCUCUACGUCUCCCAUCGUCCCUGUCACCGAGACGGAUUGGUGCAAUGUGUUCCCUCCCAGAAUGAAAGGGGAGAACUGGCCCAUGCCUAAUUGCUCCCAAGCCACCUGUGAGGGCAACAAUGUUGUCUCCCUAAGUCCACGCCAGUGCCCAGAGAUGAAGGCACCAUCUUGUGCCAACGGCUAUCCACCCCUGAAGGUGGAUGACCAGGAUGGUUGCUGCCAGCACUACCAGUGCCAGUGUGUUUGCAGCGGCUGGGGUGAUCCCCACUACAUCACAUUUGAUGGCACCUACUACAGUUUUCUGGAUAAUUGCACGUACGUGUUGGUGCAGCAGAUCGUGCCUGUGUUUGGACCCUUCCGUGUGCUCAUUGACAACUACUUCUGUGACCUGGGAGACAGUGUUUCCUGCCCGCAGUCCAUCAUUGUGGAGUACCACCAGGACCGUGUGGUGCUGACCCGCAGGCCAGUUGACGGGAUCAUGACCAACCAGAUCAUCUUCAACAACAAGGUAGUGAGUCCAGGCUUCCAGCAGAAUGGCAUUGCCGUCUCCCAUGUGGGUGUUAAGAUGUACGUUACCAUUCAGGAGAUUGGUGUCCAGGUCAUGUUCUCAGGCCUCAUCUUCUCUGUUGAGGUGCCCUUCAACCUGUUCGCCAACAACACCGAGGGCCAGUGCGGCACUUGUACCAACGACAAGAAGGACGAGUGCCGCCUGCCUGGAGGGGCAGUAACCUCUUCUUGUUCUGAGAUGGCCGGCCACUGGAAGGUGCCCGACCAGCCUGCCUGCCAAGGGCCUCCUCCAACACCAGCUUCAGUGGUACCCAGUCCUUCACCGACCCCGUGUCCGUCAUCACCACUCUGUCAGCUCAUCCUAAGCAACGUCUUCCUGUCCUGCCACCCUGUCAUCCCUCCCCUGCCGUUCUACGAAGGCUGCUUGUUCGACGCCUGCCAUGGCGUGGACUGGGAGGUGGUGUGCUCAAGCCUGGAGCUCUACGCAACACUCUGUGCCGCCAAAGGCCAGUGCAUCCCCUGGAGAAGCUACACCAACAACACCUGUCCAUUCAACUGUUCUGAUAACACAGUAUACAAGCCGUGUGGCCCAACCAACCCUCACUACUGCUAUAGGAAUGACGACAUCAGCACCAGCUUGAUCCUUCAAGAAGCUGGCUCCUUCUCAGAGGGCUGCUUCUGUCCGGAUAACACAACACUUUUCAGCACUAAUGAUUCAGUCUGCGUGCCUUCCUGUCAAUGGUGUCUGGGGCCUCAUGGAGAACCUGUGGAGCCCGGCCACACCGUCAGCAUCGAUUGCCAGGACUGUGUCUGCAAGGGCGGCACGCUGACCUGCCAAAGGAAGUCCUGUCCCCAGACCACCUGUCCAGAGCCUGGCUUUGUGCCGGUGCCCGAAGCCCUGCAGGCUGGCCAGUGUUGUUCCCAGUUCAGCUGUGUCUGCAACUCCAGCCACUGCCCUCCUCCUCUGCACUGCCCCGAGAAUUCUAGCCUGGUGGUCAUCUACGAGGAAGGAGCUUGCUGCCCACGACAAAACUGCAGCAGUCAGAAGGGCUGUGAAAUCAACGAGACUCUCUAUCAGCCUGGUGCUGUGAUCUCCUCCAGUCUAUGUGAAACAUGCGUAUGUCAGGCGCCCAGCAAUCCCCAUUCAGAUGUCUUUGUGGUCAACUGUAAGAAUGAGUUCUGCAACACCCAAUGCCCUAAGGGCUCCGAGUACCAGCCCGAGCCAGGACAGUGUUGUGGCCGGUGUGUGCCGAAGGCCUGCUCUUUUAAACACAGCAACAGCUCUGUCUCCUAUUACCUUCCUGGUGAGUCCUGGCCAGAACCUGGGAACAACUGUGUGACUCAUAAGUGUGAGAAUUUCCAAGAUACACUCACGGUUGUGACAAUGAAGAUGGAGUGCCCCAAGAUCAACUGUCCACUGGGCCAGGCUCAGCUGAGAGAAGACGGUUGCUGCUAUGACUGUCCCAACACCCAGAAGAAAUGCGCAGUAUACCAAAGACAGCAGAUCAUCCGUCAGCAAAACUGCAGCUCCGAGGGGCCAGUGAGCCUCUCCUACUGCCUGGGCAACUGCGGGGACAGCACCUCCAUGUACUCCCUGGAGGCGAACACCGUGGAGCAUAAGUGUGAGUGCUGCCAGGAGCUGCAGAUCUCACAGAGGAAUGUGACUCUGCACUGUGACGACGGCUCCAGCCGCACCUUCAACUACACCCAGGUUGAGAAGUGCGGCUGCCUGGGUCAGCGGUGCCAUGCUCCAGGCGACACAAGCUACCCAGAGUCCUCAGAAUCAGAGUUCAAGUCCCAGGGAAGUAAGGGACACGGCCAGCAGUAA